Darwinula stevensoni is the source of this 9027-nucleotide messenger RNA. Lineage: Eukaryota; Metazoa; Arthropoda; Ostracoda; Podocopida; Darwinulidae. The record is from the annotation of a GenBank genome assembly.
AUGCUGGAAGAUCGCCAGUCACUUCAGCCCAGGCGUGUGCCUCAUAUCUUCUUUCUCGUCAAGUGCAAAAUGACGCACGUUCAACAUGUGGAGGAAUUGAUUCGAGAAUACUUGGUAUUUCGCGGUUAUUCAAGCGCGCUCAAAGCAUUUGAUGCUGAGCUGAAGAAUGAAAAAGAUCGUGGCCUCCGGGUGGAUCGGAUUGUUGACCAGAUCAUGACUUCCAUAAAUCUUUAUGAUCUACAGUCCUUCAAAGAUACUUGGUCCCAUUUGGAGAUGAAGCUCUUUUCUCGGUUGGAACACAGCUCUGUGCCAGCUGUCAAGAAAUUGGAGAAUGCUCUCCUGAAACGUUAUGUGAUGAAUGUAAUUCAGAAUGGAAAGCAAGACAAGUUGAUAGAAUUCUUUGAGAAGAUGGGCCCAGAACUUCAGGGCCAAACAGAAUGGAAGGAUUGGUUUGUUCUUCCAUUUGUGAAGAAUCCUGAAGAUAAUCCAGCUUUUGCAGUCUACUUCACAAGGCAGUGGCAGGACACCCUGACUAUAUCCCUCCAUAACUUUUUAGCCAUUGCUUUCCAGGCCAUGCCCUUACCAAGAUUAUGCAGUUAUGAAGAUGAAGCUAGCAGAAUGAAUGCACUUGUUAAGGAAAAUGAAGCUCUCACUGCACGUUUGAAAGAUGCUUCUGUGCAGCUGGCUUCUCCGGAGCUUCCCCCAAGGGGUGAGAUCAUGGAUGACUUCUCUGCUAUUGCAAAAGAAAACAGCUCAGGAGAAGGUCAGGGAAAAUUGCUGAAGAACUUCAUUAAAAACAUCAGCACUAACAUAAGUGGCACUGCUGUUUCAGAAGUCCCUGUACCCAAGAGAGGGCAGGUUCCAAAUAAUGCAUGGAGACAUUCUCCAAUAUCUGAACCUGUUGAGCACAAGAGCAGAGAAUCAUCUGGAAGGGAUUCCUAUAGCAGAGAGAUACCACGUGAGAAACACCCACCUGUGAAGCGACUGUCACAGUCAGUCCCUCCUCAAAAGCUGUUGGAGAAUGCUCCUACAUCAUCAUCUGAAGUAUCUCAAAGUCCUCAUUCUGCGGAGAGAACGCCAUUUCUCCUCCUGAGUCAGGAGGAGUAUCGAGAUCAUAAGAGUGUGAUCUGUCAGUGCAAAUUUAAUGCUACUGGAUCAUUAGUGGCUUCAUCUGAUGUGGAUGGAACCUUGAAAGUUUGGACUUGCACACCAUUACAGACAGUUGCUGCUCUAGUCUUCAAGGAUGCAGUCACAUGCUUAGAUUGGGCUCCCAAGAGAGAAAGUCUUCUGCUUCAUGGGACUAGAAACGGUUCCUUCCGUGUAUAUGACACAAAGGAAAAGAAGUGUAUUUAUGAAAUGGGCCCUGAACAACAUCCUGCAUUCCGGGAUAAGAGGUUGAUGACUAUCCGUGUGAGCCCCACAGAAAAUGUAGCUGCUAUAGCUGUUGGACCACAGUCACGUCCUGGUCCAGAUGGUCGUCUACUCAUCUGGGAUAUGAGGAAUUCAGACUUUGAAGUGGGUUUGGUUUCUCUGUUGAGGCAACUGUCUCUUGACCCUACUCCCACUGUGGUGAAUUCCUGUGCAUUCAACCACAAUGCACAGUUGCUGUUUGCUGGAUCUGGGGAUGGGAGAGUCAGGAUUUUUGAUCUCAGGCAAUCUGAAUGUAUUGCCUCCUGGGUUGCACACAUUGGAGAACUGUUUUGCAUGCAGAUAGCUCAUGAUGAAACUUCCUUGUAUACCCUUGGAUCUGAUGGGAAGUUUCAAAGUUGGAGCUUGACCCAGACUAGUAGAAAGUUGUGGGAGACAGCACUGCAUGAAAAAGCAACAGGUCCCUUCAUGAUUCAGCCUACUGGUCAAGGUGGAAGACUGAUUCAACAUCAUCCCUAUGGCAGUUUGUUUGCUCUUGAUGGUGAUGGUAAAAAUGUUCUCACUGCAUCAUCUGAUGGUGGAGUUAUAUACAAGAUAUGCAAUUCAUCCCAGACCCUGGAACGAAUUCUGGUAUUGGGUGGCCACAAAGCCAGUGUAACCACAGUGGAUUGGUCUGUGGCCAUGAAUUGUGGAACUUGUCUCACUGGAGGAUUGGACGGGAAAAUCCGGGUAUCCACACUUCUUACCAUUGUCCUGUCUGAAAGAACAUGUGCAUAUCCUAUUGCCUCCAAUUCCGAACUGAGUUUUGUGAAGACAUUGGCCUGGUUCCCAAGUAUCCACAAUAACAGGAAUCCCUUGUUGGCUGUUGGUCAAGUCAAUGGUCAAGUUAUACUCACAACUGUUGGAUCUCCAUCAGACGAUGCACGCAAUCUAGUUGGCAGAGAACUUAAUUGUGGUGGUAUAAGCAGCCAAACUGCUCCAACUAAGGGUGUGUUUGGUGUCUGUAUGGAUCCCCAUAACAGUCAUCGACUGGCUUCUUACUUUGAUAAUCAAACUUAUAUUUGGGACCUCAGGAACUUUGAACGACCUGUUCAUAUAAUCAAUGAAUGCAAGCCUGUGAAUAAAUUGGCCUGGUGUCCUACUCGAAGUGGCCUCCUGGCAUGCAUUCAUAAAGAUGGGAUGGUACUGAGGCUAUAUGACAUUCAGCAGGGACUGAGUGAUGACUUGGAUCCAUCUGUUUUGGAGAGGACAUUGUGUCCUCCUCUUUACUCUUCCAGUUCUAUGUUCAUGUCAUUUUCAUGGCACCCUGUAGAUGAGAACCGGAUGCUAUUGCUGCAAAGUCUAGACAAUCUCAUAGAUUACAUAGCAAAUGAGCGUUUUACUCUGAGUUGGUCUCCCUUGCUGGAUGUUGGGUGGACACAGGGAAAGAAGCUCCUUCAGUUUGCAUCUCCUUGUGAUGAAGUAAUCGAUACCAUUUGUGAAGAUGUGUCAUCUGUGAUGCGUAUUCGUGCUUUGCAAGGUUAUGGAUUGAUGACAGAAGAUCUGAGUGCCAAUGGUAAAUUAGUACCAACAGGUCCACUCCAGCAGGCCUGGCAAUGGCUGGAGUCCAGCAGAUGCUUGCAGAAUGAGGCUCCAACUCGUCUUGUUAUGGCCACAGGAGCCAACUAUGCCCAUAUUGGUAUCAGGAAGAGACAUCGAUUCCAUGUAACCCCUGUGCUUCCAUUGAUCCGCCAUCCAGGGGUUAGUUCUAUCCUGUGUGGGGAAGCUGAAAAUCACAAAGUUUUGCAGAAGUCAGAAUUGGUACGUCUCCCUUGGUCUGGUUUGGAGCUAGGACCAAGAACUGUGUUGGCGCAUGUUUACCAAACUGAACAUCGAACCUAUGCACUUAAGCUGUGUGGUUGGGGGUUUGACCGAGAUGGGUCCUCUCUCAGCUUCUUCCUGGAUAGGCUGGAGAGUGAGGGAUCAUACUCAAGAGCUGCAGCUAUAGCUAUUUUUCAUCUUAAGGUGCGCCGUGCAAUGCAAAUACUGCAGAAGGGAGCAAGCAUGGGGAAUCCAAUGCUUACCACUGUUGCCAUGGCUCUGUCAGGAUUCACAGAUGACCGCAACACUCUUUGGCGGGAAACAUGCAUAAAGUUACGAGCUGAGCUUGGAGACCCCUACUUGUCUACAAUGUUUGCUUUCCUCACUGCUGAUGGUGAUAAUUAUGACCAUGUCUUGAAUGAAAAAGGCAUUGCUGUGAAGGACAGAAUAGCCUUUGCCCUGAUCUUCUUGCCUGAUGAACAAUUGGUGGAGUUCUUAGCGAAGUUGACAGAGACUCUUAUGUCUUCAGGAGACUUGAAUGCAUUCAUCCUCACUGGUCUUACUCCCCAAGGCCUGGAUCUCCUUCAAAGAUACUUAGAUCUCACUGGAGAUGUUCAGUCUACUUGCCUCAUUGCAUUGCAUGACUCCUUGACAAGGGAUCCCAGGGUUCCUCAAUGGAUUGACAGCUAUCGCUAUCUGCUGGACAGCUGGGGCCUAUGGAAUGAGAGAUGUCUCUUUGAUGUUCAUGUUGUGAAAUUGGAUCAAUCACUCUUGCCUUCACCUCAGGUAUAUGUGUCAUGUAGCUUCUGUGGAAAGGGAAUCUCAUCCAAUGCUAGCCUAGGAAUUCCCCUCAGUGACUCAGGAAUGAUGCGAAUGGUUCCCUCAUCACAUUCAUUGGACAAGCUCAAGGGUCCGUUCUGUCCAUCCUGCUGGAAACCCCUCCCAAGAUGUGCUCUCUGCCUGGUUCCUAUGGGAACAACAUUAGAGACUCCUCUUUUGCUGGGAUUGAGUGAAAAAAAGAAUUCUGCAAUAGCUAUGUGGUUCACAUGGUGUCAGAGUUGUCGCCAUGGAGGCCAUGCUAUGCACAUGGAGCAAUGGUUCAAGAAGAGUAUAGGAGCCAUAAUCAACAUGGGAGUUCAGAGGCUCCUUCGACUUGUGCCAACAUCACAUUGUCGCAUGUAUUCGUCCUUGCUGGAUUCACCACUGACAUUCCAAGUGUCCUCAAAGUACAAAUGUCGGACAGCCCUAGUUGACAGGAAUGGAUCUUACUCAUAUGGUGUACCAUUGAGUUUGAGCCAUCCGUCAUCCUUGCUUGAGUACUUCAUCCGGGACUCAGCUGCCUCUUUGAUUAUCUCAAGUCAAGACUUGUUAGAUAAAGUGGAAUGCUUGCAAGACAUACCAAAGCUUCCCUUUGACUCACUGCAGUUUCCCAAACUUCUGAAAUCUGAGUCAGAAAUGAAGAAUACAAGCAUAGUGGUAGAAUCUCCAGCUAUAAUGAUCUACACCAGUGGAACCACUGGACCCCCAAAAGGAGCUUUGUUGUCCCAUGAGAACAUAAUGGCAAAUAUCAGGGCAUUGGUUGAAGCAUGGGAGUGGAAAGAAUCUGAUGUGAUCCUACACACUCUUCCCUUGCACCAUCUACAUGGCAUUUUUAAUGCCCUUCUCUGUCCACUGCAUGUUGGAGCCAAGUGCAAGAUGCUUUCUCACUUUGAUGCCCAGCAAGUGUGGGAGGAACUUCUGGCUGGGGAGGUGACUUUAUUCAUGGGAGUACCCACCAUGUAUUCCAAGCUGAUAAAAUUUUAUCAAGAGCACAUUGCUUCCUCAAGGGAGAAGAGAAGAGUUGUACGAGAUGCAUGUCAAAAGAACAUCAGGUUAUUUGUGAGUGGUUCUGCAGCUCUGCCUCAGCCAAUAUUUGACAUAUGGGAAGCCAUUACUGGGCACAAGAUUUUGGAGCGGUAUGGAAUGACAGAGAUAGGCAUGGCAUUGUCCAAUCCACUCCAUGGUAAACGUGUCCCAGGUAGUGUGGGAAUGCCUUUGGCAGGUGUGGAGGUCCUGAUGUCUACAGAACAAGAACUACUUGUAAAAGGACCAGCAGUGUUUCAGGGAUAUUGGGACAAGCCAGAGGCAACUGCUUCAGCAUUUACUCCUGAUGGAUGGUUUAAAACAGGUCAUCUUCAAGUGGGUCAGGAAAAUCCUAUUUUGCUCAUGGAAGGGGAUGUGACCAAGGUUGAAGAAGGGCGGUACUUCAUUCUUGGUCGAUCAUCUGUGGACAUCAUCAAGAGUGGAGGCUAUAAAAUAAGUGCAUUGGAUAUUGAGAGGCAUCUUCUCUCUCACAACCACAUCUUGGACUGUGCAGUCUUUGGUCUUCCAGAUGAGUUAUGGGGAGAACGGGUUGCUGCUUUGGUGGUAGCAUCAGAUGAGCUAUUGGAUGAAGAAAACCUACAAUCCUGGUUGAGAGACAAGUUGCCUGGAUAUGCCAUCCCAAAGGAAAUCCAAUUUGUCAAUGAAAUCCCUCGCAAUCUCAUGGGGAAGAUCCCAGCUCAUUUGAGGGAGUUCUCGGUCCAACCGCGGUAUGUUAGAGGUGAAUUGAACUGGGAUAUUAAGAGGAAAAGAUUUUCGUUCCACAAGAUGGCCGAAAAUACCGAAGUGCUGGGGGGAAAAGACCUUCAGAGUUAUGCAGAUAAAAGAUUGGGAAAAUCGGAUGACCCGUGGAAUGCUCGAAUCCUGGCCUCUUCCCUUCACCUGUCCCUUCCUGCUAUCUCAUUGGUCUUCAGCCGGAGUCAUGCGACUUACGUGGAGAAUGGGUGCGACAUCGGGCCGCUGAGGUGGAAUGAUGACAUCACCGUGCCCUCCGAAAGAGGAAAGGACCACUGGCUCCAUCUACCUCCUCGCUCCCUUAGAGCUUCGUUACACGAGGAGAUAGAGGAUUUCUUCGAAUACAUGCAACUCUCACCCAUGGAAAGGGCUAUGAGAGAAUGGGUAGUUCUACGGAUCAAGAAAACCAUCAGUUGCUUGUGGCCUGAAGCUCAUGCUGAAGUAUUUGGAAGUAUGAAGACAGGCUUGAUGUUGCCAACAAGUGACAUUGACAUUGUUGUGUUUGGGAAAUGGCCAACGCAUCCCUUGCACACAAUGGAGAGAGCCCUUCGAGAACAUGGCAUUGCUCGACCACAUUCCAUUAAAGUCCUGGAUACUGCCUCAGUACCCAUUAUUAAAAUGAUUGAUUCAGAGACUGACAUCAAAGUUGACAUCAGCUUUAACAAGACCAAUGGUGUCAAGUUUGCUAGCUUCAUAGGAGACUUCAUUGUGCGUUAUCCAGUACUUCCCAAGCUACUUAUUGUCCUCAAGGAGUUCAUGUCUGAACGAGAUUUGAAUGAGGUGUUUACUGGAGGUAUUGGAUCUCAUGCCCUUACUCUGAUGACCAUCAGCUUUCUUCAGAUGAAACCUCGAAUGGAUCCUGUGGACAAAGCAAGUGAUGUCAAUCUGGGAGUUUUGCUCAUGGAAUUCUUUGAGCAUUAUGGAAGGCAUUUCAACUGGUCGAAGACAGGCAUUAAAUUCCAACGUGAUAAAUCCUGCUACAUCAACAUUGAAGAGCCUACCAACCUCAAGGACUAUGAGUCGGCAAAUGCGAUAGAUGAACUGGAGGAUGGAGCUAAGGGUAGAGGCAUGGUGGUGAUGCACAUGACCUUGAAGCAGGAUCAGAGGAUUGAGACUCCCUCACCUCCGGCAUACAUAGAGGAUCCUGUGACAGGUGGGAAUACAGCAAAGAAUUCCUAUCGCAUCAAGCAAGUUACCCAGGCAUUUGAAUACGCUUUCCAAGUCCUACAGGCAGCAAUGAAGGGCUUGCUUGCUGUAUUGCAUUCUUGUAAUGAAUCAAGCUUACUGGGGAGAAUAAUCCAUGUGUCUGAUGAAGUAGUAGAAUAUCGUCAAUGGGUUUCAUCACAUAAUGGAGACGAAUGUGAUAUGCCAAAUGGCCAGUCUGGUGUGAAAUUGACUCCUCAUAGUCUUCAGUCACAAGGGAGCCUGAUUGAAACUGAAGGCUUACAUGGUUGUAAGGAUUUGGUGCAAGAUAAGGUGAUUGCAAACCCACCAGCAACCACAGCCAUAGCAAGUGCAAUAAAUUCUAGUCCCAGACAACCCUUAGGAUCUGUGGUUACCCAUGCUUCUCCUCUAGUGAAUGCAUUAGACUCAAGUCCUCCCUGCAGUGUGGACCGAGCUACUCAAGUGCCCCUUGCUUGUGAACCCAUCCCAGCCUCACACACUCAUGAGUUAUCAAGACAAAGUGGAAAGGUAGCCUUGUGGGUGAAGAGAUCAACUCCACCUUCUACAGCUGUCAUUGGAGGAUAUGAUCUUAGGCGCUCUCCCUUCUACAUUGGCCGUGUCAAGUAUCAAGGGUACCAGAUUGUGGGGAGACUUUGUCCUCAGCAACAAUGUUGUUUCAUAGUAGUUGACAACAAGGAACUAGCCCUUCGCUGCUAUGAGAUUUUAGCUAUGUAUGAAUGGGCCAAAUUGUCUCCUGCGGUGCGGCAGGCUGUUUGGAACAGUUGUGAUGGCUCCCUUGAUGGACUCCAAUCACCUUCCAAGGAUGGUCAAGAGAGAUUGAGAGUUGACAGCCAAAGUUUUGACCGGGUUCUGCCGGAUCUAGAUACAAGUCUUCAGUGGGUACAAAUGUCUAAAGAUUCUCCCAUACCUCUGCCAGCAGUCCAGGGUGGCUGCAAUGCUGCUGGCAUAGACCUGCAUAUUGGGCGUGUUGUGUUCAAUGGCAUGGUUAUUCCUGGACAGGUGAAUCAUUCUACCCGCAUCUGCUCUAUAUCGCUGAAUGGACAAGUGUUUCACUUUGACAAGGAUCCAAUCAUGGAGAAAUUACAACAGCGUAUCAAUGAAUUACAAGAGGAGUUAACAAGAUUGAAGGAGGAAGCCAAGCAGGAUUUGAUAAAGUCUAGGAGAACCAAAAUUGAAACUAUGUCUGCUGAGGUGGUGGAUUCCAAUCCUUAUAGUCGCCUCAUGGCAUUGAAGCGUAUGGGGAUUGUGCGUGAAUAUGAGCGAAUACGAGAGUACACAGUAGCUGUUGUUGGUGUUGGAGGUGUAGGCAGCGUCACUGCAGAGAUGCUAACAAGAUGUGGAAUUGGAAAGUUGCUACUGUUUGACUAUGACAAAGUGGAACUAGCCAACAUGAACCGCUUGUUCUUCCAACCUAAUCAGGCUGGUCAAAGUAAGGUUGAAGCUGCUGCUGAAACACUAUCUUUCAUCAAUCCAGAUGUGGCUUUUGAAACAUACAACUACAACAUCACAACAAUGGAGAACUUCCCUCAUUUUGUCAAUUGCUUGAGAUAUCUUCUGGGCUUUGGAGACGUGACAGACUACGUUGGAUACAAUGCAUUGAAUGACUUCUUUCCAUCCAUGACAUUGAAGCCAAAUCCUCAGUGCGAUGAUAAUUACUGUCAAAAGAGACAAGAAGAAGCAGCAACUAAGAGGAAGCCUCAGACCAAAGAUAUGAUGAAGGAAUCAGAACAUGAAGAGAUAACCCAUGAAGACAAUACUUGGGGGAUAAGUGUAGUAGAGGAGUCAGGUGGAAGAGAAGAGAGUUUAUCAGCUGCCACAGGAGUGGAAUAUGCAUAUGCAAAGCCUUCACCUGCACUUCAAACACAAGGAGAGACUGACGGGAAGUACGUGUUGACGCUGGAGAUGUACGAACUGACUUUCGCCAACUUCGUCUUUGGUACGAACGAGUACGGGCCGGGACGGUACCUGUUCCCCUGCUGUCAUGGAUCUGCCACCCUUGCACCGUUCCCCAUCACACCUGCACCUGUCGAUCCGCCCCAGAGGCACCACGUGGAUCCCCUCAGAGACCCCGACCUCUGA